Cottoperca gobio is the source of this 2200-nucleotide messenger RNA. RefSeq names its product filamin binding LIM protein 1 (gene fblim1). NCBI's taxonomy places the organism in Eukaryota, Metazoa, Chordata, Actinopteri, Perciformes, Bovichtidae. The transcript is spliced from 8 exons. The record is from RefSeq and is a predicted model, not a curated record. Gene Ontology annotation, molecular function: filamin binding. Gene Ontology annotation, cellular component: focal adhesion; stress fiber. Gene Ontology annotation, biological process: cell-cell adhesion. The coding region runs from base 149 to 1321 and encodes 390 amino acids.
CGGGUAAAGCCUUCUCUCAGUGGCAGCUUACAGGAGGGAAAACAAACCAGAAGUUUUGAGAUACAGAGCAGGAAAGGAGAAGAAAGAAAAGACAGAGCUGUCUUCAAACCGCAUUUUCUCCCAGGCUGCAUGUGGGUUUUAUACAGUCAUGGCAUCAGCAGCUCCAUCAAAAAGGAUGGUGUCUUCUGUCUUCAUCACUCUGGCGUCUCCUCACCAAGCAACUUUGACACAGCAUCAGCCCAUCCUCCAAGCUCACAGUGUCUCGGCCAGAGACAAGCAGCACACCGCUGUACGAGUCAGCCCGAGUGACAACAUCCCCGUCAUCAGACAAAAGAAAGAGGAGUACUCACAGUCUGAGUCUUAUGGCAGUGUAGAGAGCAAAGGUCGGACUCGUAAGGGGUCCUCGACCCGAGUUUCAGACCCUCAGAGCCCAAAACCUGCUCAACCUGGCCCCAGCAGAGGAAAGCUGCAAGACGACGACAGAGGUGCUGCAGAGCUCUUCCCUGCUCCUCCUCCUGCUGCUGCACUGCCUUCAUCUCUAGCAACAUCCUUCUCUGAAGAAUCAGCACUUCCACCACCUCCUCCUGCCCAGACGCCUCCGUCCCACCCUCUGACCCCAGGCAAGCAGCCAGUUUACAACAGAGAGGUGGAAACAAGCACACCAUCUAGUGGGUUAAAACAAGAUGAACAAUCCCAUGGGAACCAUAAAAAUGGCCAAGACACGAGCAGAGAGAGUAGAGAGGUGUGUGGCUUCUGUAGGAAACCCGUGGCUCUUUCUGAACCUGCAAUAGAGGCCUUAAACAGGACUUACCAUGAUGGCUGCUUCCAGUGUAGAUCUUGUCACAUUCCCCUGGCUGGUAAACAGUACUACAACAAGGCAGGAAUUCCACUCUGUGAAGACUGCUACCAGGCCAGUCUGGAACUUUGCUGGGCGUGUGGGGAAGUUAUCACUGAUCAUGUGAUCCGUGCCCUGGAGCGAGCGUACCACCUUUCUUGUUUCACCUGUGCAACAUGUAAACAGCAAAUUGGAGAGCAAGCUUUUGCUCAGGGAGAAGUUGGUGAAGUGUAUUGCCUCCAGGACUAUUACAGGAAGUAUGCUCCAAAGUGUAACGCCUGCAACAAGCUAAUCAUUCCAAAAGAAGAUGGUACUGACAGCUAUAAUGUUCAAUGCCUGGGACGCUCCUACCAUGAGAACUGCUACAGAUGUGAGGUCUGUGUCAUCCAGCUCUCUCCUGAACCAAAUGACCACGGCUGCUAUCCUUUGGAUGGGAAGAUGCUUUGCAAAUCUUGCCAUCUGAACCUGGUCUCAGGCCAGCACUAACACUGGCCUUACAGCCCGGGAUAAACUGAUGAAAAGAUGCCACAAGUCCAGGUUUAAAGAGACGGAAGACUUUGCAUGUGCAUUUAAGACUCUGGAACACAAAUAUCACACAUCUUUUUCUAAUAGAACAAUAAUGAUAUAUGGCUUUUUUAAUUCCCUAAUUAUUAUUUUUUUUACAAUAUAUCAUGCUUUCUGGAGAUCCUCCUUUUAUUCUUUGAUACUUUGGCACUCAAUAAACUACAAAAUACACCAAAUAUAUUUAUGCAACAGCCUUUACAAAACCGUACAGUAAACAUUUUUGCAAAUCUCAAUCAGUAUACUGUUUCUCAAUCACAUUCACCCUUUAUAUAAAACAAAUGUAACUUUAUAUAAAAGUAAACUAAUAUAUUUUUUCUUGAGGCAGACUCCAACAUAACAUUUGUUAAAUUACACAUACGCUAUCAAUAAGUAUUAAAUUGUGAAAAAAAGAUUACAAUUGAACUCACACUUGUAAGAAAACUGAGCUUUUAUAAUUUUUUUAUUUUAUUUUAUAAUUAGCACGAACCCUAAAGCACUCAUUAUGGACCAACACUAGAAGGUGCUUUUUAUGUGAUUACAUUCACAUUUUUAACAUUGUUUUUUUUUGCCUCAACAAUAGAACAAUUCCCACUGAUUUGACAUUACAAUGUUAAAGUCUCAUUCGGAUCCCAGCUGAAUUAUUGUAUUAUUUAUGUUCUGUAUCUCAAAAUGACAUGUUUGUAUAAUUAUAUUUCUUUGUAUCAAAAACAUUUAUUAAAAAAAUAAUUUUGGCUUUUACGUUUCUCUUCAUCCAACUUUUAUUUUACUUUGUAAAUAUUACAAUGGGGGUUUGCGAGCCUCCUAUCUUUUCUGGUCUUUAAA